Aspergillus affinis is the source of this 471-nucleotide messenger RNA. RefSeq lists its product as uncharacterized. The record is from RefSeq and is a predicted model, not a curated record. NCBI's taxonomy places the organism in Eukaryota, Fungi, Ascomycota, Eurotiomycetes, Eurotiales, Aspergillaceae. The coding region runs from base 1 to 471 and encodes 156 amino acids. The transcript has a single exon.
AUGCCGUAUCUACGGCUACCCCUCAACUGGAGGGGUUCUCGCAAAACUCGCCGACCCUCUCGACAUGCUUUUCCUAUCGCUCCCCCGCUCUCUGGAGUGAAGCGCUCCCCCAGUGCCGAGGAAGAAGACCGGUUCUAUGAUCUCCUGCGACGGACUGGUGCAAAGUGGUGGCCGAGUAGGGAUGAUCAGAUGGAGGCGGAGUUGGGAACGAGGGAGUUGACGGAGGAAGAAAAAAAGGUGGUGGUGUUUAGUUGGCCGACGGAUGUAGUGGGUGUGUGGGUGUUGAGGUUUGUGAGUAAAUGGGACUGGCCUGAUGAUUUUGGGAGACUGAGGCUGGCGAUGAAUAUGGAGAAGAUCCAGAUUAUGAGACAAUAUGGCGCCACGUUUGUUGAAGAUGUCAUCCGGGUGGAGGAACUUUAUCCAGGGCAUCACGAGAACGAUCAAGAUAUCUCGACUCAUUCAUGCAUGUGA